Messenger RNA from Tachysurus vachellii, 744 nucleotides. RefSeq names its product myozenin 1b (gene myoz1b). The record is from RefSeq and is a predicted model, not a curated record. Gene Ontology annotation, molecular function: telethonin binding; actin binding; FATZ binding. The coding region runs from base 1 to 744 and encodes 247 amino acids. Gene Ontology annotation, cellular component: Z disc; actin cytoskeleton. Lineage: Eukaryota; Metazoa; Chordata; Actinopteri; Siluriformes; Bagridae. The transcript has 5 exons.
AUGCCCCUCUCAGGAACUCCAGCUCCUCCCAACACAAAGAAAAAACCCUUUAAAAUCAUUACGGACCUCUCCAACAUCACACAAAUUGAGGAAGAGGAAACAGAUGCCACCGAGUUUGACCUUGGGACUAAGAUUAAGACGCCUAAAGAAGUGAUGCUGGAGGAACUGACUCUUAUGAAAGGCAAAGGCUCUAAGAUGUUCAGAAUGAGGCAGCAGAGAGUGGAUAAGUUCAUCAUCAGUGCUGAGAAUCUGCAAAAUCUCCAGGUCCUGGAACCUCCUGUAAUCUGUGAAAAGACCCCACCCCAGACCCUUCCUAAACCAGAUCCACCUAAUGAUGUAGUAGAACCUGAGACUGAGAAGGAGAAGAAGAUCAGUGAGAAUGUUAAAACGUAUGUCUCACCAUGGGAACAUGCUAUGAAAGACGACGAUGAGCUCAAAGCCACGAUGAAGCCACAAAUGCCAGGGCCUCAUGUUCACAAAGACCUGCCCCAAUACAAGAGUUUCAAUAGAACAGCACUGCCUUUUGGAGGAUUUGACAAGGCUUCUCACCUUCUGACCUUCGAGAUCCCUGAUAUCAAGCCCACCUCUGAAGAGCCAGAGCCACUUCCUGUGUUCCAGUGUGUCAUCGACUCUCGACCAUCAUUUAACCGUACUCCAAUUGGCUGGGUGUGCAGCGAGGAGGCCAGCUACAUUCCCCUGUCCCUGGAACCUAUCCCCUCUGAUGGAGAGACAGAAGACCUCUGA